AACCCAAGUGAAAAGAACAAGAGGCUCAUCUAUAUCCACACACACAACAGACACAGUCGGUCAGUCAAGAAGUCAAUUCGUAAACCCCAUCUCCCUGAGUUCACGUUCAUACCCAAAAACCAAAUGGCCACCGCAGUUGAAUUGCUCCCCAGAGAGUACGGCUAUGUAGUCCUUGUUCUUGUUCUCUACACCUUUCUCAAUUUCUGGAUGGCUGGCAAAGUAGGCAAGGCCAGAAAGAAGUACAAGGUGCCUUAUCCAACCCUUUACGCUUCAGAAUCUGACAACAAAGAUGCAAAAGUUUUCAAUUGUGUUCAGAGAGGCCACCAGAACUCUCUGGAAUUGAUGCCUUUGUUCCUUGUGCUUCUGUUAUUGGGAGGUCUUAAACAUCCUUGCAUCUCAGCUGGCCUUGGUCUGUUUUAUACUGUCACCCGCUAUUUCUAUUUCAAAGGCUACUCCACCGGCGACCCCGAGAACCGCCUUGCCGUCGGGAAGUACGGGUUCUUGGCUCUGUUGGGGCAUAUUGUGUGCACAAUUUCCUUUGGGGUCACUCUUCUUCUCCGAGGAUAAAACAGAAGUAACCAAAACCCUCAUGGCCGUUUGGGGCUUGCCAGUGCCAUCUCAUAUGCUGCUGCUACUUUUUUGAUCCCAUAGUUUCUUUUUUAUUUUGUAGUGUUUGGCAUUUGAAUAAGAAAGUGCAAGAAAUAGGAAGGAGGGUGUUUCCGUUUGUAGGUUUUCAUGUCUUUAUGUUUUUGUGUGAAUGAAUUGCAUAAUUACUAUCUCAUUUUAUUUUCUUGUGCGCA
Messenger RNA from Prunus mume (Japanese apricot), 800 nucleotides. NCBI's taxonomy places the organism in Eukaryota, Viridiplantae, Streptophyta, Magnoliopsida, Rosales, Rosaceae. The record is from RefSeq and is a predicted model, not a curated record.